UGGCGCAAUGAACCGCACGCGCUCCUUCUCAUUCUACCCAUGAUGCCCCGCGCGCGUCUGCUUGGAUCGAGCCGCCAUGUUGUCGGUGUGAAAGCUAGGGAGCUGCUGCGAACCGGGGCUGAAAUCCGUCACCAUCCGCAUCCUCCACCUUCUCUGGUGGAAUGAGCGUAGCGUGUGUGUUGAAGAGGAAAGCUGUGCUCUGGCAGGAUUCGUUCAGCCCCCACCUGAGACUGCCUCCCCCUGACAGGCCAUUACCCAGCAUGCCUGUGGUGCUGAGUGCUGCGGGCCACACCCCCCAACCUGGCCCUUCUCCUCAGGCCCCUCCCCCUACGCAGGGAGCGGGACGCUCUCAAGAUGACGCCAUGGUGGAUUACUUCUUCCAACGGCAACAUGGCGACCAGCCCGGCUACAACAAUUGCAAACACCGCUGGCCGACUGGUGACAACAUUCAUGCAGACAACCAGGUACGAUCGAUGGAUGAGCUUAACCAUGACUUCCAGGCACUUGCGCUGGAGGGCCGAGCAAUGGGAGAGCAGCUCCUUACUGGGAAGAAGUUUUGGGAAACUGAUGAUUCAGGGAAAGAUGGACCAAAAGGGAUCUUUCUGGACCAGUGGAGAGACAGCGCUUGGGGAGCCUCUGAUCACUCAGUGUCCCAGCCAAUCAUGGUGCAGCGCCGACCAGGCCAGGGCUUCCAUGGCGUCGGAGAGGCUGGAUCUGUGCUGUCGCCACGUUCUGAGAGCGGUGGAUUAGGUGUCUCCAUGGUGGAGUACGUUCUUAGCUCCUCUCCUGCUGAGAAAAUGGACUCGUGUCUGCGCAAAGGAGCCUUUGGUCCAAGAGAUUCAGAGGCAGAUGACCCUGAGAAAAGGGUAGAGCAAAAACCCAAAACAACCUUUGACCCUGAGCGGAAGGAGCUUAAGGAGACAGAGCCAGAUGUUUUGGAUAACCCCAAUGGACUACCCAAUCAGAAUGGACUUGAUGUUGACGUUAAGGAUUUUAGCCGUACUCCUGGCAACUGCCCUCCGACUGGUCCAGAGGUGGAGUUGGGUGGACCAGAACUGGCUGGAGGUGCAGGGCCAAAACCAGCAGAGGAGUUCUCAAAUGUUGAAACCCAAAAUGUGACCCUGGACCCCAUGGAAUCUGUUUCCAUGGAGACUUUACAGUUUGCAGAUUACACUGGAGGCCAGCUGCCUCUUGACUCCACAGCUGCCACUGUCGGCCUGUUUGAUUACAACUCUCCUCAGCAGCUGUUUCAGAGGCCCAGCGCUCUGGCAGUGCAGCAGCUCACCGCAGCCCAGCAGCAGCAGUAUGCUCUUGCCGCCGCUCAACAACCACACAUUGGUUUGGCUCCAGCUGCAUUUGUACCGAAUCCGUACAUCAUCAGCGCUGCUCCACCCGGCACUGAUCCAUAUGCUGCCGGCCUCGCUGCUGCUGCCACUUUAGGUCCAGCGGUGAUGCCCCCUCAGUACUAUGGUGUGACUCCAUGGGGCGUGUAUCCUGCCAACCUAUUCCAGCAGCAGGCUGCCACCCCCUCCAACUCGGCCAACCAGCAGCCUGCAGCACAGACCCAGCAGAACCAACAGCAGGUGAUGCGUGCAGGUGGAAAUCAACGACCUCUGACUCCCAGUCAAGGACAGCAGGGUCAGCAGACAGAGCAGCUUGUAGCAGCAGCAGCUGUGAAUUCUGCCUUGGCAUUUGGGCAGAGUCUGGCAGCAGGCGUACCUGGUUAUCCCGUGUUAGCUCCAGCUGCAUAUUAUGACCAGACAGGUGCACUUGUGGUGAAUACAGGUGCUCGUGGCGGCCCUGUUCGACUUAUGGCCCCUGCAUCGGUUAUCAUCAGCCCAUCAGCAGCAGUGGCUGCUGCUGCUGCCUCAGCAGGUGGGGCUAAUGCCGGCCUCGGUGGUGGAGCAAGCGGUGCUUUCCGUGCAUUGAGUUCCCAGCAGGCUCCUGGGCAGCAAGGGAGCGGGGCUUUGGGAGGAAGCUCUUUUUAUGGGAGCGGCUCCCCAAGCUCCUCCUCACAGAGCUCUUCGCUAUUUUCACAAGGCUCUGCUCAGCCAGGAAACACCUCACUUGGAUUCAAUGCCAACCCAUCAUCUUCUCUGGGAGCCACGCUUGGAGCAGCACUCGGGGGUUUUGGCACAGCAGUGGCUAAUUCCAGUUCCAGUGGGUCCCGUCGAGAUUCCCUGACGGGUAGCUCUGAUCUGUACAAGCGCACACCCAGUAGCCUCACCCCUAUUGGCCAUGGGGGCUUUUACAACGGCCUCAGCUUUAGCUCCUCCCCUGGCCCAGUUGGCAUGCCUCUUCCAAACCAAGGCCCCUCCCACUCUCUCACCCCGCCACCCUCGCUCUCGACUCAUGGAUCUUCAAGCAGUCUUAACCUUGGUGGACUGACCAAUGGCAGUGGGCGAUUCAUCUCUGCGGCUCCAGGAGCAGAGGCGAAGUACCGUAGUGCCACCACAGGCUCGUCUCUCUUCAGUCCUAGCAGCCAGCUCUUCCCAUCAUCACGGCUACGCUACGGCAUGUCUGACGUGAUGCCAUCGGGACGCAGCCGUCUGCUUGAGGACUUCAGAAACAACCGUUACCCCAACCUGCAGCUGAGAGAAAUCGCAGGACACGUUAUGGAGUUCUCUCAGGACCAGCAUGGCUCCAGGUUUAUCCAGCUGAAACUGGAGAGAGCAAGUCCUGCAGAACGUCAGUUGGUUUUCAAUGAGAUACUCCAGGCGGCCUACCAACUCAUGGUUGAUGUCUUUGGAAAUUAUGUCAUCCAGAAGUUCUUUGAGUUUGGCAGUCUCGAUCAGAAGUUGGCGCUGGCUGAGCGGAUCCGUGGCCAUGUUUUAUCCCUGGCGCUGCAGAUGUAUGGCUGCAGAGUGAUUCAAAAAGCUCUGGAGUUUAUCCCUUCAGACCAACAAGUCAUUAAUGAGAUGGUUCGGGAGCUUGACGGACAUGUGUUAAAAUGCGUGAAGGAUCAAAAUGGCAAUCAUGUUGUGCAGAAGUGCAUUGAGUGUGUCCAGCCUCAUGCUCUGCAGUUCAUCAUUGAUGCCUUCAAAGGACAGGUGUUUGCUCUGUCCACACACCCAUAUGGUUGUCGGGUGAUCCAGCGUAUUCUGGAGCACUGCCUGCCUGAGCAGACUCUACCGAUACUGGAGGAAAUACAUCAACACACCGAACAGCUGGUCCAGGAUCAGUAUGGGAAUUACGUAAUUCAACACGUGUUGGAGCACGGCCGCGCAGAGGACAAGAGCAAGAUUGUAUCUGAAAUCCGUGGAAAUGUUUUGGGGCUCAGCCAGCAUAAGUUUGCCAGUAAUGUGGUGGAGAAGUGCGUGACCCACUCAUUGCGUGCCGAGAGGGCGAUGCUGAUCGAUGAGGUGUGCAGUAUGGCAGACGGGCCCCACAGUGCCUUAUACACCAUGAUGAAGGACCAGUACGCCAACUAUGUUGUGCAGAAAAUGAUCGAUGUGGCUGAGCCGACACAACGCAAGAUUGUAAUGCACAAGAUCCGGCCCCAUAUUGCGACACUGAGGAAGUACACGUACGGAAAGCACAUUUUGGCCAAGCUGGAGAAGUACUACAUGAAGAAUGGAGUUGACCUCGGGCCACUCUGUGCACCCCCUAAUGGCAUCAUGUAAACCUUUCCCAUAACUCCUUUCGGAUGGCCGUCUGUGCACACGUGCGUGUGAGCGUGUUUGUCCACACCCGACAACGUAGAGGGAGGUUGGGGUGGAAUCACCGAAACCUUCCCCUCAUCACUGAAUCAUCCCCCGGGUUGUUGUGACCUCUUUAUUUUUUUAAAUUUAGUUUUUCCUCUCCCUUUUAGCGUUUCCUCCCGUUUUCACUCUACUACCUAAAUGAUGGUCCUUUUUUGGUCCUGUAUGAAAUGAGAAUAUUUGAUUUAUCCCACGUUCGAUCAUGUAGGCUUGCGCAAACACACUUUAUUGCUUCGCGACAACUUUCUAACGCGCAUAUUCUUUCAUAACACACACGCACAUUAUCGCUAACACUUGAUUGCUAACACGCAGACAUUUAGCAUGGGAGACGUUUUUGGUCUUGCUUCUAUAAACUAUUUAGUGCAUACUUGGUGUAGACCUUUGCAUAUAUAUAUAAAUAUAUAUAUAAAACUUUGUAGUUUUUCUGGUUUUUGAUGUCCAAUCUGUAUCUAUAAUCUUCCCCUGUAGUGAAUACAUACUUCUGAUUGUAUAAUUGUACAUUUGUAAACCUUCGCUAAUGUAAAUGUGGACUCGCUUCUACAGCCCUUUUUUGGUAUGAGGAGAAAAAGAAAAAAACGACAAAAUGGAAAAAAGAAAAAUCUUGUGCAUUUCAGUGUAAAUUCUCACCUCUUUGGUUGUGGUUUCUGAGUUAUGAGUUGUUAUAUAUUGUAAAUUGUAAUAUCAGAUUUUUUUUGUUGGUUUUGAAGCCCUUUGAAUUAUUACUGCAUAGAUGUACAAAGAACAGAGAAAAGUGCGCACUCUGCUUUUAGCCAUUCACCAGCCACCUCUUUUUCACCUCCACUCAUCCCUUUCUUUUUUUAAGAUCUUUUAUAGUCCCUCCCUCGCUCCGGGGCGGGUAGCAGCAAGCGCGUUUGUGUGUAUGUGUGUGACGCGUUCCACCGCCCCGGGUCAGAGUCGGAGGUGUGUACAGAUUUGCCAUUCUUUUGUCUACUUGUAAGUGAUUGUAACAUACUGGCCAUUGGUUUUUGAUUUGGAACACUCUCCGGUGUAUAUUUAAACAGCCUUGUGUAUAUUUCCUAUGAUUCUCUUUAUGCAGGCACACUUGUAACCAUAAUGUGUAUAGGUAACAGAUGCUGUGUGUGCUUUCUGCCUGGGCAACUAUUUUUUGUAACUCCAGUUGUAGAUUGUCUCUAAACAAUGUGUGAUCUUUAUUUUGAAACAAAACAAUGAAAAAAAUUCAAAAUUUCACAA
This is a messenger RNA of Labeo rohita (rohu), 4913 nucleotides long. RefSeq names its product pumilio RNA-binding family member 1 (gene pum1). Gene Ontology annotation, biological process: regulation of mRNA stability; miRNA processing. NCBI's taxonomy places the organism in Eukaryota, Metazoa, Chordata, Actinopteri, Cypriniformes, Cyprinidae. The record is from RefSeq and is a predicted model, not a curated record. Gene Ontology annotation, cellular component: cytosol; cytoplasm. Gene Ontology annotation, molecular function: mRNA 3'-UTR binding.